UUCCCUCCAUUCACCCAUAAACCGCCAGCAAUCAAAAAACAUUUACAUUUUAAAUAUUUUUCAAUGUACAGUGAGAUUAUUACUGCUAGAUUUAAUCAUUUUGUCCAAUAACGACCGAUUCGUCAUUACGAUUUUUUAAUCGUUUAUAACCAGGAUAUACACUUUGGUUGGUCUUAUGAAUGCUAGUGUUUCAAGUGUACGUUGUGAUCGUCAUAACCAUCGAAAAAAAAAAUUUAUUGUCACUGAUGACGUUGAAUGGAAUACGUACAUGAUUUUUUAAUAUUUUAUUAUUUAUCAUAUGUGUAUAUGUGUGUAAGGAAAAUUACCGCCAGUUUAUUUGACCACGACCACCUCUAUUUUAAAAUGUUUUUACAUAUAUUCGUUUAUAUCCUUUUGUCUGUAUGAUUCGCCUAAAUAAAUAAAUUUUUUAUCUAUAAUCUACUUUGACCGCUAAUAAUGGCAACCGAAGCUACUCGAAGUCAAUUGGCUGUGAUAGAAAAUCUUGAUGAAAAAAUUAAUGAAAUUCGUGAAUAUAUUGAAAAACAAUAUGAAAAGAAUAAAGAAUUAUAUGAUGAAAGUGAUAUUGAACGUGUUCGUACCGAUGAUUGGACUGUCGAAAGAUUUAUUCGUCGACGAAAAACCAUGAAAGAAUCGAUAGAAAUGUUGGAUAAUACUCUCAAAUUUCGUCAUGAAAUGGAUAUGCCUCGAUUGAAGGAAGACGAUUUUCCAGAAGAAUUUCAUAAAAUUGGUACAAUGUUCUGUUAUGCCAAUGAUAAACAAGGCAAUGGUAUGAUUUAUUUUCGUAUUCGACUCCAUCGUAAGGUUAAAGAAUUGGAACGUGAAUUCAAACAAUUUAUUCUCUUUAAUGUGGAAAAAAUGGAUCGAAUAACCAAUGGUAAUGGUAUAGGUAUCGUUUUCGAUAUGAAAGGAGCUGGUAUAUCGAACAUGGAUAUGGAUAUGAUUUGGUUUUUAGUAUCUUCAUUGCUCAAUUAUUAUCCUAUCGGUAUCAAUUACAUAUUGGUAUAUGAAUUAACAUGGAUAUUUCAAUCGGCAUGGAAUGUAAUCAAAGGUUGGUUACCAGCCGAAACACGAAACAAGAUUAAAUUUUGUAAAGAAGAUGAAAUUUUUGAUUAUAUCGAUCGUGAAAAUCUACCAAUGUAUUUGGAUGGUACUUGUCGAUUAAAUUAUCAUCAUGUACCUAAAAAUUGUCGAUCAUCAAUGGAAAUUGGUCAAGAACGUGGAAAAACACUUAAAGAAAUCAAUAAAUUUAUGAAAAUUUUUCAACCACUAUUGGAUGAAGCAGAUGAAGAGAGUAAAAUUUUACAAUCAGACGAUUAAAUUUUAUCAAUUCGAACAUAUAUUCUGUACAAUUUUAUCAAUGUCUGUGAAGCAAAUUCUUUUUAAAAUAAUAAAUUGAUUUUAAAAAUUUGAAA
Dermatophagoides farinae (American house dust mite) is the source of this 1433-nucleotide messenger RNA. Its product is annotated as motile sperm domain-containing protein 2. The record is from RefSeq and is a predicted model, not a curated record. Gene Ontology annotation, cellular component: endoplasmic reticulum-endosome membrane contact site; endomembrane system. NCBI's taxonomy places the organism in Eukaryota, Metazoa, Arthropoda, Arachnida, Sarcoptiformes, Pyroglyphidae.